Molecule: messenger RNA, 1776 nt
Organism: Trematosphaeria pertusa
Lineage: Eukaryota; Fungi; Ascomycota; Dothideomycetes; Pleosporales; Trematosphaeriaceae
Product: vacuolar protein sorting-associated protein-like protein vps5
Exons: 6
Coding region: 1-1776 (591 amino acids)
Biological process (GO): protein retention in Golgi apparatus; retrograde transport, endosome to Golgi
Cellular component (GO): endosome
Molecular function (GO): phosphatidylinositol binding
Source: RefSeq, a predicted model, not a curated record
AUGGAUCUUGGCGACGAAGGAAGCUCGCCGUGGGGAGAUGUGCCCUCGCGAUCCAGCCCCUCGCACACGGUUCCCAAGAUAGCUCAAGAGGAGAGCCUCGAGUCCGAAUCGCUAUCUCCCCCUAAAGCAUCUGCUAGCACCGUCCCGAACGUCUCCGCCGCGCCGCGCUCCCCAGCAGGUCGAGGACCUCGUAGAAGACAAUAUGGCGCGCAGGCGACGAAACUUGAAGCCGUAGAUGAUCCCUUAGGACCUCUAGGAGCCCCUACGCCGCCCUCAGGCCCAGAGGCACCUCCGGCGCCGCCGCAGAAAGAGCUCGCCCGCGAACGCAGUCCUCGCCCCACGCCUGGAACAUCCACGUCGUCGCUUCCGGGCAUGAUGGAUUCGGUGAACCUGGACGAUGACGACGACGGCAAGCCCGUGACGCGAGGUCCCAGAGUGCCCCCUCCAGUGCAGCCACCGAGCGCUGCCGCGCCUCAGCGACAGACGCAACCGAGCGUGAGCGUGGAGCGGGCGGCAAAGCCCACCUUCACCAUCUAUGUCGGAGAUCCGCACAAGGUCGGAGACAUGACGAGCUCACAUACGGAGUACUCGGUCAUGACAAAGACCACAUCGAAAGGCUACCGCAACCCCGAGUUUACUGUCUCCCGCCGCUACCGUGAUUUCCUCUGGCUGUACACCCAGAUGCACAACAAUAAUCCCGGAAUAAUCAUACCCCCGCCACCCGAGAAGCAAGCCGUGGGUCGUUUCGAUGCAGACUUCAUCGAGUCGAGGCGGUCCGCCCUAGAGCGAAUGCUAAACAAGAUUGCUGCGCAUUCGGUCUUGCAGCAUGACAGCGACCUGAAGCUGUUCCUUGAGAGUGAAGCCUUCAAUGUCGACAUCAAGAAUAAGGAGCGGAAAGAUCCCGGCCUGGGUGAGAGCAAGGGUAUGUUCGGUUCCAUGCUCUCUGGAAGUAGUGGAAAGUUCGUUGAGCACGACGAUUGGUUCCAUGACCGAAAGAUCUACCUUGACGCGCUCGAAAACCAACUUAAGGGCCUGCUUAAAGCCACCGACACUGUCGUAGCUCAGCGCAAGGGCCUUGCGGAAGCGUGCGGCGACUUUUCUGCUUCGCUACAUGCACUUUCGAUCGUUGAACUAUCCCCGUCUCUCUCCGGUCCGCUCGACAGCUUAUCUGAUAUCCAAAUCCGAAUAAGGGAACUUUACGAGCGCCAAGCGCAGCAGGAUGUGCUAACCCUAGGUAUUGUCAUCGACGAGUACAUCCGUCUUAUUGGAUCAGUGAAAACCGCAUUCCAGCAGCGACAGAAGGCCUAUCAUUCAUGGCAUGCCGCCGAGUCUGAACUUCAAAAGCGCAAGGCAACCCAGGACAAGCUCCUUAGGCAGGGCCGGUCACAGCAGGAUCGCCUCAAUCAACUCAGCGCGGAUGUUGCCGAUGCCGAACGUAGGGUGCAUCAAGCAAGACUAUUGUUUGAAGACAUGGGUCGGUUAAUGAGGGGUGAGCUGGAACGGUUUGAGAGGGAAAAGGUUGAAGAUUUCAAAUCAGGGGUAGAGACGUUUCUGGAGAGCGCCGUGGAGGCACAGAAGGAGCUCAUCGAGAUAUGGGAGACAUUCCUCAUGCAACUCGAUACCGAAGAAGGGGAAGCGUUUAUUCCGCCAGCCGGCAUCGUCGCUUCGCCUGCCAUCGAACGACCAACAUCGUCCAGCGAUCAACCAGGGACCCAAGAAUCGGAGACCUCAGACGCAAGAGCAGCAGCGGAGGCGACUCGGGAGUUCGAGGAGUGA